UUUUUUUUUUGAGACCGGGCUGCUCCGAACCCCGCAAACACGAUAAGAUUUCUGUAAUAUUAUAUUAAAUAGUAAAUACCAAAUAAAUGAUAAUACAAGUGAAAGUAAACGAGUUUAAUUGCCGAAACACAUAAUCGACAACAAUUGGCGACCGAAGGAAUUUUCUAAUCUGCAAAUUACAAUAUGGAUUCCAAGGUAGAUUCCAAGACAAAGGAACGUGAUCAAAUGAGAAGACAAUUCACAAGGACAUCGAAAAAACUCGAAGACUAUAUCAAAAACACGGAAAUAUCAUCGGCGAUUAUAGAAUACGAAUAUUUGAAAGAAUGUACAGAAAAAAUAAAAAUGUUAGACAACGUGAUUGCGGAAAAAAUGAUAGAUGGCGACGAACACGUUUAUAACGAAGAGUGUGACCAAGCAGCAAACUUUAGGAAAAUCUACCUAACACUUAAGUAUAAAAUGGAUAAAUUAAUCCAAUCGAAAUUCACUAAGGAAACAACUACGUCAAAUUUAAAUUUACCAAAAAUUGAAUUAUUAAAAUUUGAUGAUGACCCACGCAAGUGGAUUGCGUUCUGGGGUCAAUUUAAGAAGAUACAUGAAUCGAACACAUUGCAACCUGAAGACAAAUUCCAAUACCUGCUACAAGGGCUGAAGGAGGGCUCUAAGGCAAAAAUGUUAGUCAGCAGCUUUCCAUCAUCGGCAGCCAACUACAUAAAAGCAAUUGAAGAAUUGAAGGAUAGGUUUGCAAAAGAAGAGGUACUGAUACAAGUUUACAUUAGGGAACUUUUAAAUUUAAUAUCAAGUUCGAAAACCUUUAAAUUUGACUUGUUAACGUUAUAUGACAAAUUGUCUACUUAUAUAUUGGCCUUAGAUUCUUUAAAUGUAACCAAAGAUAAAUAUGAGGUAAUUUUAUAUCCAAUUGUGGAAUCCAUAAUACCAGAAAACAUUUUGAUUGCAUAUAAUAGGUCAAAUUUAUCUACAAAACGACUGGCACAUCUUCUAGAUUUUCUUAAACGUGAGGUUGAAUCCGAGGAAAAUAUCCGUAUGGCAAGGGCUAAUUACACUUUUACAGAUAUGACAACAUCUCAACAGAACACGAACCAAGAAUUAAUUCCAACGGCGGCGUGCAUUGUCUCCAAUGUAAGCAAAGAAAGGCAUACACAAGACAUUGAUAGUAACAGUCAGCUAUAACGGGAGAAACAUGAAAGUUAGAGCGUUGUUGGACAGCGGUUCGCAAAGGUCGUACGUCAAGAGUUCGGUAGCAAAAGAAUUGAAGCUAGAGAAGGUAGGAACAGAAAACAUUAAACACACAUUGUUCGGAGGUACCACGGGACCCGCUCGAGUCUACAAUCAGAGAAAGUUAAACGUAAGUAAUAUAGAUAACUCAUUCUCUUUUCAGAUGUUAGUACUGGAGCAACCAAACUUGUGUGGGAGCCUACCUAGUAUAAAGGAUGAUGCAACUUUGUUGCAAGAAUUAAAAAGCCAUAAUAUUCAGAUCAAUGACAAGAACAUUGAAAUAGGGCUUUUGAUAGGUUCAGAUUACUUUGGGUCCAUAAUGACAAAUAAUUUGUUUUCCAUUAAUAAAAGCUUGCUAGCAGUGGAGACAAAAUUAGGAUGGACAAUACAAGGACCUACACAAAUGAAUGAUUCCACCGUGAACAAUGUCAGUGUGUCAUACGUGUCACAAUCAGAUAUUUGUAAUUUAUGGAAUAUUGAGCUGUUAGGCAUUAGAGACCCCUAUGAAAAACAGGAAAAAGAAGUGAUCAAAGCAGAAAUAUUAAAAUGUUUUAAUAAUAAUAUUUCAGUAAAUGAAGAUGGCCGCUAUGAAGUAUCUCUGUUAUGGAAGGAAGGGUGUCCAGAGCCUGACGCAAACUACGACGUAGCGCAAAAACGACUGCAGAGCACUACGAGAAAACUUAUAAAAACAGUCGAGAGAAAUAAUGGCGAUGGCGAAAUUCGACCUACGUGGCUGGGUUACUGCUCCUGAAAGAAUGGAAGGAGCUGUGAAAGACACCCACGUGCUGGGAUUAACGUGGAAUACCGAAGAGGACACUUUAUGCUGUAACAUCAAUUCUAAUGAAAACUAUAAAGGAAAAAUCACAAAGAGAUAUUUACUGUCCGUGACACAGCAAAUUUUCGACCCUCUAGGAAUCGUCUGCCCGGCGACAGUUGUACCUAAGCGCCUACUCCAAAAAGUAUGGAAAAGAAAAUUCGACUGGGAUGAAGAAAUAUGUCCAGAGCUAGCACGUGAAUUCAAGAUAUGGCAAAGUACAAUACAUCUACUAAAGAAAUGCAAAAUACCUAGACGGUUAACAGCAGCACCAAUUAAGAAGUGUAAUAAUAGCAUCCACACUUUUUCAGAUGCAAGUGAAGACGCAUAUGCGGCCUGUGUAUACCUGCGGACUGAACAGGAAGGCAAGGUGCAUGUACAACUCAUAAUAGCUAAAAGCAGAAUCGCCCCAGCGAAUAAGAAGAUGUCUUUGCCACGGUUGGAGUUGAUGGGGGCUGUGAUAGCCUCGCGACUGUACAGAGAGGUCAUUGACAGUGGACUCAUGACACCAGAAACAAAUUAUAAUUCUUAUUUUUGGACAGAUUCGACCGUAGUGCUUGCAUGGGUAAAACAACAGCGUCAAUGGAAACCAUUUGUAAGCAAUAGAGUAAAAGAGAUAUCAAGAAACUCAGAUAUAGACUCAUGGAAUCAUAUAUCGGGGGAUUGUAAUCCUGCGGACCUGCCUUCUCGCGGUUGCAAUGCAAAUGCGCUGCUCGAGAAGCGUUGGUGGGAAGGACCGACGUGGUUGCGUAACAGGCAGGAUUGCUGGCCCAUAUCAAGUUCAAUACAGGCUAAACCAAAUGAAGAAAUUGUAAGAAAAGAAGAAAAAUCACAGUCUCACGUAAACAUGUCUGUUACUGAACCUCUGUUUAGUAAGAGGUUGUUGUAUUUUUCAAAAUACAACAAAAUAAUCAGAUUGGUAGCAUGGUUACUUCGUUGGAAUCCUAAGGUAAGGAGACAAUUUGCCGUAGCUAGCGACUUGUCUAACGACGAGUGUGUGUAUGCGGAAAAAACAUUAUUUAAAUUGUUACAGAAGGAGGAUUUCGCCGGGGGACAUUUACCAAACAACUUCAAGACACGACAAGGCAGCGACGGUGUACUUAGAGUCAAGACAAGACUGGAACUAAGUCACGAACACAAAGAUUUCGUAAACCCGAUACUGUUAUCUGGAAAAAACGAAAUCGUGAGACGGUUCGUACGACAGCGACACGAGAUUCUACAACACGCAGGGACACAGACUUUAAUGUCUAGCAUCAGAAAUGAAUUCUGGGUUUUAGGCAUAAGACGUCUCGCAAAAAGAGUUGUUUCAGAAUGUGUCAUCUGCAAGAAGUACAAAUGUAAACAUUACGAAGUUCCAGAGGCACCCCUGCCCACAGACAGAGUGGAAAGUGUGACGGCCUUCCAGACUACAGGCAUAGAUUUUGCGGGACCGUUGGUUCUACGAAAUCAGACGAAAUGUUGGAUCGCUCUAUUCACGUGUGCGACAUAUAGAGCAGUACACCUCGAACUAGUGGAGUCAUUGUCAACAAACAGCUUCAUAAUGGCACUACGAAGAUUCAUUGCUCGAAGAGGACGAAUACAAGUCAUAUACACGGACAAUGGAACAAAUUUUCAAGGUACUGCUAACUUGUUAAAUAAUGUGGAUUGGAAGGAAGUCGAAGUUACCACAGCCGUACUACCACAGCCGAUAAAAUGGAAGUUCAUCCCGCCCGCUUCUCCUUGGUGGGGAGGAUGGUGGGAACGUCUGGUGCGCGUCAUGAAGGAAAUGCUACGUCGGAUAUUGGGAAAAGCGUCAUUAUCAUGGAUAGAGCUGACCACCCUGCUAUGUGAAUGUGAGUCGGUUAUGAAUAACCGUCCCUUGACGUAUAUAGCUACAGACGACGACACGCCACGCCCCUUGACACCCGCUUUAUUUUUACAGGGACUAUCCACGGCAGAGACACCUGAUUUAGACGUAAUCGAUGCUCACAAUAUGAACAUCAGAUUGCGCUACCUGCAGACCCUGCGGACGGAGUUUCGACAGAGAUUUAGAAAUGAAUAUAUUUCGUUACUUAUUAGCAAGAACAAAGGUAAGUCGAAAUUCCCGUCGGUAGGCGACGUUGUCUUGAUACAGACUGAUGCAGGUCGUCUCUAUUGGCCUCUUGGCAUAAUAAAAGAAUUGGUUACAGGUAACGACGGCAUAACAAGAGUCGCGAAAGUACAGACUGCGAUGGGAGAGAAGAUAAGAAGUUGUCAACGCCUCUACCCAUUAGAAUUGUCGGCAGUCACUGACGAGUGGCAUACACCUACUGUCCCUAAGCAAGGUGAGCCCGACAGUGCUGACUUGCGGGCUGGAUCUAGCUGUGUUCUAGACCCAACUGCAAACUCUCACAUUGACGAGACACCCGCGAUAACAGUGGGUGAUGAGUCACACCCCUCGUCUACCACUACAAGACACGGUAGAGUCGUUAAGCUCCCACGCAGAUUUUUGGACUGAAUAUGUGGUAUGUAGAUCCCUUUCUAAUGUGUAAUAAGCAUAUUGACUUGCCUAUAAAUUUGGUAAAUAACAAAUUUGGUGAAUUUGGACUGUGCCAGUGGUUUUUGUUCUUGAAUUGUCUACGUGACGAGUGAAUUUGGAGAAUCUGACAUUUAUAUUAUGUGUAUGAUCUUUAAUUUCGAAUGGUUAGCCUAUUGGGAAAAUUUAUGACAUGUUUACAAACGAAUAAUGACCUAAUGACUUAAUAAUGAAUAAUUUGAAUGCUAUAGAUUUGUAAUUCAGUACAAACACAUUGUGAGAUUUGUUUAUUUUAACAAUUGUGACGUAGAAUAGUGUAAUAUGUAAAGUUCUAUUUCAGCAUAGGAAGACAUGUUGCACUAGCUUUUCUUUUGUAUGACGUAACCUCUUAGGAUGGUUGAUUUGUUUACCUUUACUUAACAUGUUACAAUGUACUUGUAGCUAUUGUUUUGAUAACUUUGUACUGAUGUAUUACAAUUUGUAAUUUAAUAUAUUUUUGACAAUUUCAAUUUUGUAUUGUAAUCUAGACUUGAAUUGUUAAUUGUAAAAUGGGUCUUAUUUCGUCAUAUUCUGCAGUGGUUUUUUUUAUUGUUUGUUAUUGACAAUGGUUCGGAGUUGCCUACUUAUUCCUUUCUUAUUUCGUGGUUUAGAGGAUGUUGUGAAUUAGUUGUAGUGGCAACACUAGCAUUUAUAAAAAAAAAAAAAAUAUAGAUUGUCAGACUGACGGAUGACAAUUGUCUUUUUUUUUUUGAGACCGGGCUGCUCCGAACCCCGCAAACACGAUAAGAUUUCUGUAAUAUUAUAUUAAAUAGUAAAUACCAAAUAAAUGAUAAUACAAGUGAAAGUAAACGAGUUUAAUUGCCGAAACACAUAAUCGA
Messenger RNA from Pectinophora gossypiella (pink bollworm), 5419 nucleotides. RefSeq lists its product as uncharacterized. The coding region runs from base 1938 to 4523 and encodes 861 amino acids. Gene Ontology annotation, biological process: proteolysis; DNA integration. The record is from RefSeq and is a predicted model, not a curated record. Gene Ontology annotation, molecular function: nucleic acid binding; aspartic-type endopeptidase activity. Lineage: Eukaryota; Metazoa; Arthropoda; Insecta; Lepidoptera; Gelechiidae. The transcript is spliced from 3 exons.